Molecule: messenger RNA, 951 nt
Organism: Orycteropus afer afer
Lineage: Eukaryota; Metazoa; Chordata; Mammalia; Tubulidentata; Orycteropodidae
Gene: PAQR5
Product: progestin and adipoQ receptor family member 5
Exons: 7
Coding region: 1-951 (316 amino acids)
Cellular component (GO): membrane
Molecular function (GO): signaling receptor activity
Source: RefSeq, a predicted model, not a curated record
AUGCCAAGAGUCUUCCAUGAACAGGGCAUCCUCUUUGGCUACCGGCACCCACAGAGUUCAGCUAUUGACUGCCUCCUCAGCCUUUUCCAGAUGACCAAUGAGACCCUCAACAUCUGGACUCACUUGCUGCCCUUCUGGUUCUUCAUGUGGAGAUUUGUGACUAUGCUGUAUGUGACAGAUGUUCAGAAUGACAGCUACUCCUGGCCUCUGCUUGUAUACAUGGGCACUAGCUGUGUGUACCCCUUUGUAUCCAGCUGUGCACACACCUUCAGCUCUAUGUCCAAGAAUGCCCGACACAUCUGCUACUUCCUGGACUAUGGUGCCGUCAACCUCUUCAGCCUGGGCUCAGCCAUCGCCUACUCUGCAUAUACCUUCCCUGACAUGCUGGUGUCCACCACCUUCCAUGACUACUACGUGACCCUGGCUGUGCUGAACACCAUCAUCAGCACUGGCCUCUCCUGCUACUCCAGGUUUAUUGAAAUCCAGAAGCCCAGGCUCUGUAAGGUGCUUCGUGUCCUCGCCUUUGCUUACCCCUACACCUGGGACUCCUUCCCCGUCUUUUACAGGCUAUUCCUGUUCCCAGGAGAGAGUCCACAGAAUGAAGCCAGUGUGUACCAUCAGAAGCACAUAGCCAUGACCCUCCUGGCCUCAUUCUUCUACUCUGCACACCUACCGGAGCGCCUGGCUCCUGGACUGUUUGACUACAUUGGUCACAGUCACCAGCUGUUUCAUGUGUGUGUGAUCCUGGCCACGCACAUGCAGAUGGAAGCCAUAAUCCUGGACAAGACCCUGAGGAAGGAAUGGCUCCUGGCCUUCUCCAGGCCCCUUUCUCUCCUCCAGAUCACUGGAGCCAUACUUCUUUGUAUCAUCUUUAGCCUCAGCAACAUACUUUAUUUCUCAGCUGCUCUGUAUCGGAUUCCUGAGCCAGAAUUACAUAAAAAAGAAACAUGA